GAACUAUUCUCUCCACAGAAAACCAUGAAUUCUUAUCUUUCUAGGUUCCUCUGUCUUUCCUCUCUGCUCUUCCUUUUCCCUUCCAUUUCAUCGUUAGCAGAUAACAAAUCCAUCGCUGUUACACUCUCCCUCUCGAAAUUCAACAAGAACCCAUCUUCAGAUCCGUGGCAGAAGCUCAAUCACCUUGCUUCUGCUUCUUUAAUCAGAGCACGACACCUCAAGAAUCCCCAAAAAAGUUCCCUUGUCUACAAAACCCCCCUUUUCCCUCACGGCUAUGGAGGAUACUCCAUUUCCCUCAGCUUCGGUACUCCACCUCAGACCGUCUCUUUCCUCAUGGACACAGGUAGUGAUCUGGUCUGGUUCCCCUGUACCCACCAUUAUACAUGCAGCAAUUGUUCUUUCCCCAAUCAAGAUCCCUCAAGCAUCUCAAAUUUCAUCCCCAAAUUGUCAUCUUCCUCCAAGAUUAUAGGCUGCCAGAACCCAAAAUGUGGUUGGCUUCAUAAUUCCGACGUUAAAUCGAGAUGCAGUGGUUGCGAACCCAAUUCGAGAAAUUGCUCGCAGAUGUGCCCCAAUUACAUAAUCAUCUACGGAUCUGGAUCCACGGCAGGUAUUCUGCUCUCAGAAACGCUCGACUUUCCCGAGAAAAAAAAACCUAAUUUCGUCGUCGGUUGCUCUAUUUUCUCGGCAAGAGAACCCUCAGGAAUCGCUGGGUUCGGGCGAGGCCCAUCGUCGCUACCGUCGCAGCUCCGCCUGAAAACAUUCUCUUACUGUCUCCUCUCUCACAGCCUAGACGACACCAAGGAGAGUAGCUUACUUGUCUUGAACGGAGACGACAAGACCACCGGCAUCAGCUACACACCGUUCGUGAAAAACCCAACCACCGGGAAUCCUGCAUUCUCCGUCUACUACUACGUCGGACUGAAAAAAAUCACCGUCGGAGGGAAAACGGUGAAAAUUCCUUACAAUUAUCUAUCACUGGGAUCUGAAGGCAAUGGCGGAACGAUCAUAGAUUCAGGGUCGACGUUUACGUUCAUGGAGAAGCAAGUGUUCGACUUGGUAGCACGAGAGUUCGAAACCCAAGUGAAGACUUACAAGAGAGCUCUCCACAUUGAAGCGCUCAGUGGUUUACGCCCCUGUUUCGGUGUAUCGGCCGAAAAGAAUGUGUCGUUACCGGAACUGGUCUUCCACUUCAAGGGAGGAGCCAAGAUGGCUUUGCCGUUAGCGAAUUAUUACUCGUUUGUUGGGAACACAGGUGUGGUGUGCAUGACGGUGGUGACGGAAGGUCUCGUCGGUACCGAAAUAUCGGUUGGGCCUUCGAUUAUAUUGGGGAACUAUCAGCAGCAGAAUUUCCAUGUGGAAUAUGAUUUGGAGAACCAGAGGUUAGGGUUUCGGCAGCAGAGUUGCGGCAAGUCACACGGACGGUAAUAGUAUCGUAUCGUGUUUCAAGCCCAUCCGCUCUGGGGUUAUGAUUUGCUAGACCAAGGUGUAUACUCAU
Telopea speciosissima is the source of this 1495-nucleotide messenger RNA. Its product is annotated as probable aspartyl protease At4g16563. The record is from RefSeq and is a predicted model, not a curated record. Gene Ontology annotation, molecular function: aspartic-type endopeptidase activity. NCBI's taxonomy places the organism in Eukaryota, Viridiplantae, Streptophyta, Magnoliopsida, Proteales, Proteaceae. Gene Ontology annotation, biological process: proteolysis. The transcript has 2 exons. The coding region runs from base 25 to 1425 and encodes 466 amino acids. Gene Ontology annotation, cellular component: extracellular region.